UCUACCUCCACAACAUGAAGAUCAUCACUCAAAUUCUGCUCAUAGUUUGUCUAGGCAUAGGCAUCAUUUCCUUGGCCGUUUACGAACAUAAGCGUAUUCCAGGGCAGGACUAUGAUGUUCGAGUAAUCAAUGGCUUCACCAACAACUCAUCUCUGCCUCUAGUGAUCUGGUGCUCGUCCAACGGCCGUCAACUUGGUGCCCGUGCUCUCCAGGAAGGCGAUGACUUCAGCUGGAGCCUCAGGACCAAUUUCUGGGGCGAUACUCAUUUCUUGUGUACUGUGAAGUGGGACGAAAGGAGAAGGCUGUUCUAUGCGUUUAAGGUUCCUAGGGAUAUUUAUCGUUGCAGCCUCUUCAGGAAAUGUUCUUGGUUGGUGAGAGAAGAUGGGUUUUAUUUCAGUAAUGAUGAAAUAAAUUGGAAGAAAGACUUCUCUUGGUUAUAA
This is a messenger RNA of Manihot esculenta (cassava), 440 nucleotides long. Its product is annotated as self-incompatibility protein S1. NCBI's taxonomy places the organism in Eukaryota, Viridiplantae, Streptophyta, Magnoliopsida, Malpighiales, Euphorbiaceae. The transcript has a single exon. The coding region runs from base 15 to 440 and encodes 141 amino acids. The record is from RefSeq and is a predicted model, not a curated record.